This is a messenger RNA of Drosophila montana, 1410 nucleotides long. RefSeq names its product Imaginal disc growth factor 5 (gene Idgf5). The record is from RefSeq and is a predicted model, not a curated record. Gene Ontology annotation, molecular function: chitinase activity; chitin binding. The transcript is spliced from 3 exons. NCBI's taxonomy places the organism in Eukaryota, Metazoa, Arthropoda, Insecta, Diptera, Drosophilidae. Gene Ontology annotation, cellular component: extracellular region. Gene Ontology annotation, biological process: carbohydrate metabolic process; chitin catabolic process. Bases 47 to 1375 code for a protein of 442 amino acids.
UUCUGCGUCAGUCUUCAAACCCAACUCAAAGCAAACAAACGCACACAUGUUGCCCCACGGUUGGGUAUUUCUGGGAGCGCUGCUCUGUCUGUGCCGCUGUCCUGUCAGCCUGGCAGAUGUGGCCAAGCUCGUUUGCUACUACGAUGCGUCGAGUUUUGUUCGCGAGGGCCCCGCCCAACUUUCGCUGAACGAACUGGAGACUGCCUUAAACUUCUGCAAUUACCUGAUUUAUGGCUAUGCGGGCAUCGAUCCAGAGAGCUUUAAGAUCAAGAGCUUGAAUCCGGAGCUCAGCUAUAAUCGCCAGCACUAUGCCCACAUUACGGCGCUCCGGCAAAAGCAUCCGCAUUUGCGCAUUCUGCUCUCCGUGGGCGGGGAGCGGGAUCUCAAUGCCGAGGGCCAGCCGGACAGCAGCAAAUAUCUGAGUCUGCUGGAGCUGCCGGAGAGCAGGAACAGCUUUAAGGCCAGUGCCAGCGCCGAGCUGGUCAAAUAUGGCUUCGAUGGCCUGGAUCUGGCCUGGCAGUUUCCCCAGAUCAAGCCCAAGCAGCAGCAGGGCGCACUGAAGCGCGCGUGGAGCUCGUUCAAGGGCUGGUUCAGCAGCUCCUCCAUCGAUCCCAAGGCCGAGGAGCACAAGGAACAGUUCGCCACAUUCGUGCGGGAGCUGCGCGUCGAGCUGCAACGCAAUGGCAAACAGCUGACCCUCAGCAUGCUGCCACAUGUCGAUCCGGAACUUUUCAUAGACAUUCCCGGCGUGCUCGCCUUUGUGGACUUUGUCAAUUUGGGCUCCUACGACUUCCAGACGCCGCAACGUGAUCCCAAGCAGGCGGAUCUGCCCGCCCCACUGUACGCCAUGUACGAUCGGGAUGCCACCCACAAUGUGCAGCAUCAGGUGCAAUAUUGGCUCAAUCACACGGCCAAUGCACAGCAGCUGAACAUUGGCAUCACCAGCUAUGGACGCGCCUGGCAAAUGAGCCCCAACUCCGGCAUUACCGGUUUCCCGCCCAUUCCGGCCACGGAGGGCGCCGCUCCGGCUGGCAAACAGACGGGCCAGCCCGGUUUGCUCAGCUGGCCCGAGAUCUGUGACCUGUUGCAGCAACAUCUGGGCCAGGGCAAGGACACGGACGGCCAACAUUUGCGCAAGGUGGGCGAUCCAACGAAACGUUACGGCAUCUAUGCCUAUCGUGCGGCUGGUGACAAUGGCGAGAACGGCCUCUGGGUGGGCUACGAGGAUCCCACAACGGCGGCCAUCAAGGCCGGCUUUGUGCAGGCUCACGGCUUGGGCGGUGUCGCCUUCCAUGAUCUGUCACUAGAUGAUUUUCGUGGUCAAUGCGCGGGCGAAAAGUAUCCAAUUUUGCGCAGCAUUAAAUAUAAAUUGUGAGAACUGGAAAAAUAAAAGAGCUCCUGUGUAAACGA